AAUCAAUCAAUGCUCUGUCUGGUCUGUAUUGUUGUUGAUUUUUGUAAUUUGUUUGUUGUGAGUUUUGUUUGUUUGGUGUUGGAUGGGGAUCUUUGAUUUUAAUUUAUAGUAAUUUCUAAAAGUAUGUUAACUAUGUGCAUUUGUUGAAAUAUUAAAUUGAUAUAUCCUUUGACGUGAUUUUGUUAUUGAAACAGAAGAUGUGAUCGAUUAUAACUGUUGUUUGUAUAAUGUUCCCUCAAUGCUUAUCAACAUGACCAAUCCAUUCGCCAACAGAAGCAAGUUUAUCACAGAAAUCAUGAAAUUUUCUUUUCACCACCGUGCAUUUUAUUGCUAUCUCGGUAUGAGCAUAUGGAUUUUUGUCCUUAUCACUGUUAUGUACAAAUACAUGUCAACCGGAGAGGAUAAUGCUGUUGUUAAGAAGGUUGUCCAGAGCGAGUUCAUGUCCAAAAGUGACUCCAAAUUCCGAAAGAUCUACCUUCGAGUGUGCAGUCCCCCUGACAAUAUUGUAAGGGGUUCUGAAGGAGUGGUGGACACUGACACAUGGCUCUUGCAAGGGGUGCUUGUUCUGACUCGACAUGGGGACCGUGGGCCAUUGACCCACCUGCGGGGAGGGGACAAGCUGCCUUGUGACACUGUGCCUGUUUCACCAUUGCUGAAAAGUUACGAGGAGUAUGUAACCAAUGCGAGUGGGUCAGGGCGCGCGUGGUGGGUGGCGGGCCCGGGGCCCUUUCACAACUUCCCGUCGCUGCCCCCGCGCGGGGGCACCACGCGCUGCGCCCUGGGGCAGCUCACGCCCAGGGGGCUGCUGCAGAUGUUGACUGUGGGUAAUAUAUUGAGAGAGGCGUAUGGUGCCAAAUUAGGGUUGGACGUCAUGGAUCCUCCAGGGAAAAAGGAUACAGGGUGGACGGUGUCGUACAGCACGCGCUACCGGCGCACGUUCCAGUCGCUGGGGGCGCUGUGGUGGGGCGCGGGGCGGGGCGCCGCGGGGGCGCACGUCUCCGCCGCGCGCGAGGCGCACAGCGUCAGCUUCUGCUUCAGGGAUUGCGCUUGCACUGCGCACGAGAGGCUCAACAAGAAAAUCAGCUCUCAAGCUAAGAACCGUUUGGAGUCGCACCCCGCGAUCAAGGAGCUGGUAACCAAACUGUCCAAGGUGUUAUUCGAAUCACAAGAGCAUACAGACGCGGAUGUGGUGAGGGACGCGGUGUUGGCGUACAUGUGUCAUGACGCGCCGUUGCCGUGCACCACCGCUGAGAAGUUCGGCGGCAAGGCUAAUCUACUCUUGAAAGGCCACAAAAAGUUCCGCGCCGAAAACGUUGGCCUCAGAAGCUUGCUAGACGUAGAUAUAGACACGCUAAACGUGGAACUGGACUAUAUCAACAACCAGCUCGACUUCAACAACGAAAUAGGUCGCAAGGCGAGAGACAUCAUCGGCAAAUACUAUGAUAGCAAAGACAAAAAGUCUCCUUUAGACUUCGACGCACAAAUGGAGAGGGAGAAACUGCUAUAUUACCAACAGAAAUAUAUGGACAAUGAUAUUUAUGAUGAUGUAGUUAUAGUGAAAAAGAAUCUGGACGCAGAUUUCAAUUUUCCCAACGAUGCAAGAAUGGAUACUGACUUCGAUGAAGACUAUAAAGAACCAACCGAAAGUACUGAAGAGUUUUGCGUCAAAAAAGAACACAUUAUGUCAUUAUUUGCCUAUUUAGAAUGGAGCUAUCGCCAAGAAAUUAAGAACGUACAUAAUAGAAGACGUGGUUUGUUGGUUGCAUACGGAUUGAUUCAUAACAUAGUACAAAAUAUGAUAAGAAUGAUCUCAGAGAACAAACCCAAGUUCGUUUUGUAUUCCGGACACGAUAAAACGUUGCAAGCAUUGAUUUUAGCGUUGGGUCUAAACAAUUAUCAGCAUUACAAUAUACAGUAUGCUUCUAGAAUGAUCUUUGAGGUGUACAGAAAGAGGGAUUUGCGCGAUGAAUUUAAAUUUACUAAAAGGAAAGCGGUUGCGCAGGAUUUUUAUUUCCGUGUCGUUUAUAAUGGUGAAGAUGUGACGAAUAAGCUGAGUUUCUGCAGACGUCGGCAAAAUGUGGUAAUGAAGGUCGUUGACCCGAUAGAUGACGUGAAAGUGUACAAUACAUAUCUGUGUCCUAUUGAGAAUAUAGUUAGGUUCAUACACGAUGACUAUUUUGCGACGUUCAACGCGAGUAAUUAUAAAGACGCAUGCGCGAGUUACGGGAAUAGUAAGCGUUUGUAAAUUGUAGGUGUAUCGAAUAUUAGUUACUAGUGACGUGCAUAGAUCUCUGCCAAGUGGGAAUAUUGUGAUAAAAAGUAUUCCUGGUUUUCCCAUAUACCAAAUUUUCACCAAAAGUAGUUGCUCUGUAAAAAUAAAUUUAUCGGUAUGGAAUGUUUGUAUUGGACAUUUCCUAGAUUUUGUCCUAGCGAUUUUGCGCUAGUAGAAUGUUAGAACUGUCAUAUUGUACAACACUGUCAUUUGAAUUUGACAGCUGGUCUGUGUGUAAAAUUUUCGACCAAUGGCAACACGCGUAGGUGCUGAUAUCUGGCGUGGCUGGUGUUCACGAUACCCUCAUCGUAUAGAUUUCAUUAGUCGCACGACCGUUACUUGGCUUUAAUUUGAUUAAAAGUAUCCCAUUUGUCGCGCCCCGUCAUAUUGUCGUCCGUCGAGAGAUAACGCAGAACAUCGCAGAAAUAGGGUAGUGGACAAGGUCAGACAAAGACAAAGAUUAUUUAUUUACAAAAACAUGAGUUUACAUUUUUUUACAAUGUGGUGUUAAAAGAAAAGCUUAAUCCUACAUGUUUCACCGUCCACGGGUAUGCAAAUUUAAAUGGAGAGCAUGCUAUCAUCCCACAAAACAAAAUCGAAUAAAUAAAAUUAACUAAAUUGUUAUCUAAAUCUAUCAUUAAAAAAAAUCGUUCAAAUUAUAAUAACAUGUAUCAAUCAGCAAGGACCUGAGGUGCUUUUUAAAUAAAUUUAAAUUCUGAUCUUUAAUUUGUUGUCGAAUUUUGCUAUAUAUAUAUAUAAAUUUUAGGUGCCAUACAUACAAUACUUUUACUGAGUAAUGCCGUUUUAGAAAUUAUAUAUUAUAUUAUAUAUUAUAUAUAUUACAUUUAAUAAAUAUUGCAACCUCAAGUAUGUAAAGUGAAGGAAGUGUUAGAAUUGUAUGUUGUUUAAAAAGCGGCUAACAACUAUCAAUAUUUUGUAUACCAAACAUUGCGAAUACAAUGUUUUUGCAUUUUGAAGGCUAAAUCCUUGUCUGUAGAAUUUCCCCAGAAAAUUAUUCCGCAUCUAAGAACUGAUUCAACUAAACUGUAAGAAAGGAUAUAUAUUGUAUACAGUAAGAAAGGAUUUCGUGUUUAAUUCAUUUGAUAACUUAAAUAAAACGUAGUAGCGCUACUAGCGCCCCUAGUGAUAAUAGCAGAAAGUAAAUUUACGAUUUUAAACUUUCACAGAAAAGUACUGGUUAAUAAGUUUCUAGGUAGCGAAUUUAACCAUUGAUAUUCGUGAAAUGUUUAUAGGAGGCGAAUUUCACCAUUGAUAUUAGUGAAAUUAUCAAUAAUUUUUAAGUAUAAGGAAUGUAGCUUCAAUAAUUCACGUUUACAAUUGAAUUUGAUUAAUUUUUAACACAGCAUGUCGAUCUAUCGUUAGGAUUUCGGGAAAGUUGUAUUUAUUAACAGGUCAUUGUGCAUAUCAAUAUGUUGUUAAAUGUAUAAGCAUUAAUAUUUAUUUUUAGCUUUAAAGAAUUAACAUAUCACAAUGACUUUCUUAAAUAACGAUUAAGAUUAUUUUUGCUUUAAAUUAUAUUGUUAUGUAAUCGUACUUUGUCGAGGCCAUAUUUGUGUUCUAAUUUUAUUCAUUAUUUAUUUUGAAAUGAGUGAGUCAAUUUAUUGGCCAUUCGAACAUUAAUUGCAUUUAUUAAUUGUAGGAAGAAAUUAUUUAGCAUUUAUUAUUUUCAUAAAUUUUCAACCAUACUUAUUUUUUGACUUGAACGAAUUAUAUUUUAUUGUAGAGAAAUGUACUUAUUAACAAAUACACACAAAUGUGUACAAUUUUACGGGUAUGGUGGUUAUUUAGAAUUACAAGUACAUUUUUAAAUGCGCGACUCAUUUUCUCUCAUCAUCAGUCAAAAUUGUUUAAAAAACAGUAAAGAAUUUGCUUUGAAAUAUUUGAGAUCUCAUAUCAUUUAAAACAUAUAUAUAUUUUAAGAAUUUGGCCCCGUUAAUUGGGUAUACAUACAUAUCUUGAUUCGUUUUAUUCAUGGACUCACUUUAAUUUUAUUAACUUAAAGACUUGUCUAUUAUCGUUGUGAUAAUAUGUUUAUUUAUAAUAUUGUUGAUUGUGAUUCUUUAUGUAAGUUUCAAUUAUAGCGAAAUAAAUAAUUAGAUCUGAAAUUAGAUUAUUUUGAAUUUUAAAAUAUUUUUUUUUAUUGUGUAAGUACACAUUUUUUUUAUUUAUACAAUUGUAUUUUUUGUAAGUUUUAUUAUUUAUUCAUGUAAUUGUACUUAAUAAUAAUGUCAUUGUCGAUUAUGUUAAUACAAAUGGGUGAUUCAACUUUUAAAGUACUCUUUUUUAUUUAUAUAUUACGUAUUAUUAGUAAGAACAGGGUCUAAUUGACCUAUAGACAUUGUUAGUGUUUAUAUUAAUAUUUUUUAAAUGUAUUUUUUUUGUAACAGCGCAGAGAAAUACCUAUUUAGAUUUUCACAGAAUCAUAUCUCAUAAUCUAGCUUUUGUAUUCUAAACAUUUACGGUAUCGAAAUCUCCAAUGAACAGGAGUACUAUAAAAGUUUAUUGGCCCAUAUUUUAACCCGUGGUUCGCGCUGAAUCGACACAAUAGAAGAUUUUUUGAGCGGCGCAUUUAUACCGGUUCGUAAGGUAGACGUUAAAACCAUAUUUAUUAUACCUAAAACAGUAAAGUUACAAAUUCAAUUGUUGUACACACACACACACACACACACAAACUACACAUCCACGUGUUUGAAAACUCAAAUAUUAUCAGUCAUUUUGAAUAAAUAUAAUGUACUGCCUAAACAGUUCUUUU
Plodia interpunctella (Indianmeal moth) is the source of this 5045-nucleotide messenger RNA. RefSeq lists its product as uncharacterized. Gene Ontology annotation, cellular component: Golgi apparatus. Gene Ontology annotation, biological process: glycosaminoglycan biosynthetic process; dephosphorylation; chondroitin sulfate proteoglycan biosynthetic process. The coding region runs from base 239 to 2245 and encodes 668 amino acids. The record is from RefSeq and is a predicted model, not a curated record. The transcript is spliced from 8 exons. NCBI's taxonomy places the organism in Eukaryota, Metazoa, Arthropoda, Insecta, Lepidoptera, Pyralidae. Gene Ontology annotation, molecular function: phosphatase activity.